AUGGAAAGAACACACCUCUCUAGCCCUAUCAAAUAACUUCCUCUUUUUUUUUUUGCGGAAUCAUGGAGGGGAAUGUUUCAGCGGAAUCUUUUGAGAGCAUCGUGCCGGGUGGUGAGUUUCAAGAGAAGUUUAAGAAAAACCACGACAUAAUAUUCUACAGGAGACAGAGAGAUAAAGCAGUGUCACAGUACUUUGCCUCCUUCGAAACUUUAGUACUCACAGAUAGAGGAGCCAGUCUGGAGCUCUGUGAACGGGACUCUCAGGUGGACUGUUCUGUGGGGAUGGACUUAAGUCUCCAUGGGUUCAACCAUACGUAUGGUCUUCCUGAACAUGCUGAUACCCUGGUGUUGAAGGACACAAGUGUCACGGAGGCGUAUCGGCUGUACAACCUGGAUGUGUUUGGCUAUGACAUCAAUAGCAGGUUGGGUCUUUAUGGUUCUGUCCCCUUCCUGCUAGCUCACAAGCUGGAGAGGACAGCUGGUGUGUUCUGGCUGAACGCCUCUGAGACUCUGGUUGAUGUCAAGUACAACCCAGAGCCAAAUGAGGGCGAGGAGGAACCACCAGGGAAGAAAAGCAAGAUCUCACCACAGACUGAUGUGAGAUGGAUAUCAGAGAGCGGCACAAUCGACUGUUUCAUUUUGCUGGGACCCACAGCUGCCCAGGUGUUCUCUCAGUAUGCUCAACUUACAGGCUACCAGGCUCUUCCUCCACUCUUCUCUUUGGGUUAUCACCAAUGCCGCUGGAACUACGAGGACGAGGCAGAUGUGAAAGCGGUGGAUGCUGGAUUUGACCUCCACGGUAUUCCGUAUGAUGUUAUAUGGUUGGACAUAGAGCACACAAAUGGGAAGCGCUACUUCACCUGGGAUUCCGAGCUUUUUCCAAACCCAGGAGAACUACAGCAUCACCUUCAGAAGAAGAACAGGAAGUUGGUCGUUAUUAGUGAUCCGCACAUCAAGAUUGAUCCUGAUUGGCCGCUUUACUGUGAAGCUAAAGAAGGGGGGCAUUUUGUGAAGAAUAGAGAAGGUGCUGUUUAUGAAGGAACAUGUUGGCCCGGUGAAUCCUGUUAUUUGGACUUCAGUAGCUCAAAGACAAGGUCAUGGUAUGCCAGACAGUUCUCUCUAAGCAAAUAUGAAGGCUCAACAGAAUCUUUGUUUGUGUGGAAUGACAUGAAUGAACCGUCUGUCUUUAACGGGCCAGAGCAGACAAUGCCCAAAGAUGCAGUGCACCACGGAGGAUGGGAACACAGGGAACUACACAACUUGUAUGGCUUUUAUCAGCAUAUGGCUACAUUUGAGGGCUUAUUAACGCGGUCAGGUGGCACAGAGAGGCCGUUUAUCCUUUCACGCUCUUUCUUUGCUGGGUCUCAAAGAUUAGGUGCCAUCUGGACUGGGGACAAUGUCGCUACUUGGGAGUACUUGAAGAUUUCAAUACCCAUGCUGCUGUCACUGAGUUUGACAGGAAUACCGUUUUGUGGAGCUGAUGUAGGGGGCUUUGUGCAGGAUCCAGACCCUGAGCUUCUGGUCCGCUGGUACCAAGCAGGUGCUCUUCAGCCAUUUUUCAGGGGACACUCUGCUAAAAUGACCAAACGGCGUGAGCCCUGGCUGUUUGGGGACGAUGUGACCUCUGCGAUCCGCUCUGCUGUUCAGGACAGAUACCGUCUCCUGCCGUACUGGUACACUCUGUUUCACCAAGCACACACGUCAGCCCUGCCUCCCAUCAGACCUCUUUGGGUAGAGUUUCCCAACGAUACAAGCAUGUUUGCGGUGGAGAACCAGUACAUGAUUGGCGGUGCUCUCCUUGUGUGCCCUGUGACAGAUCCUGAGGUCACAGAGGUCAAGGUUUUGCUCCCAGGGUCUGAUGUGCUGUGGUACGACACAAACAUGGCAGCGGUACACAAGGGUGCCAGAACUUUGGAUCUGCCCGUGACUCUGAACACUGUGCCUGUGUUCCAGCGUGGGGGGACAGUGGUGCCCAGGAGAGCAGGUUGUGGGUCUAGCACAGCGGACUUACAACAGCAUCCAUUCACUCUCACUGUGGCCCUGGACAGUAAGGGCAAUGCUGAUGGACUUCUUUAUCUGGACGAUGGCCACUCUUUUAGCUACAGAGACCAAAUGCAGUUCUGUCUGCGCCGUUUUACCAUGCGAGCUGGCAGGCUUGUCAACAGCUGUGCUGAUGAUCAAGGCUCGUUUGUCUCGGAUGACAAAGUGGAAUCAGUGGUCAUUCUUGGUCUGAAUAGCUUGAAAAGAAAACCCAAGCUCAAAUCAGGUGCGCCGAAGACAGCAGUCACGUUUGAAUUUGAUGCAAAGCGAGGUGUGUUAACUUUAACUGGACUGGACCUAGAAAUACACAAAGACUGGGAAAUAGUAAUUUAGUGGAUGGUAUUUUUAUUUUUAAUUAUUAUUUUACACUUUUUAAAAUUUGGUUGUUUUAUGGUAUAUCAGAUGCUUGCCUUAAAAAGUCAAAACAACUUGCAAUUGCAAUAAAACAUUUGUUUAAUUAAAUCAGCACUUUAAUAAUGGAAUGUAAUAUUAAAGAUUCCCUCUACAAUGCUCAUUUACCUCAAGAAAUCUAAUAACAUGAUAUGAUUUUAAUGACUGGGUUUGUUUAACAUGAAAUAUUAUCCAUUUUCCUUUGCCAUACUUACGUGAGACUGUAGAGUUGACAUGAUGGAGGUGAAAUAAGUUUUCAAAAUAGAAAACAUUGUGCAAAAAAAAUCUUAACUUCUAAA
Molecule: messenger RNA, 2728 nt
Organism: Sinocyclocheilus grahami
Lineage: Eukaryota; Metazoa; Chordata; Actinopteri; Cypriniformes; Cyprinidae
Gene: ganc
Product: glucosidase, alpha; neutral C
Exons: 20
Coding region: 63-2372 (769 amino acids)
Biological process (GO): N-glycan processing; carbohydrate metabolic process
Molecular function (GO): carbohydrate binding; alpha-1,4-glucosidase activity
Source: RefSeq, a predicted model, not a curated record